Messenger RNA from Candidula unifasciata, 1299 nucleotides. The record is from the annotation of a GenBank genome assembly. NCBI's taxonomy places the organism in Eukaryota, Metazoa, Mollusca, Gastropoda, Stylommatophora, Geomitridae.
AUGCCUACGAUUAAUCCCCAGCUGAAAAUUUCAGCAAGCUGUAAGCGGGAUUUAUCAGCAAAUCGCAAUGAAGCGUAUGAUGAAGAAAAGUCAGAUGUGAUAAAUGAAAGAGAUGAUAAAAUUGCCGGCAACAAUAUCAGCAGCAUCAAUAAAGAUAGUACUCUCAUUCGAAAUAUGCAGUACGACGAUUACUUGCGGCGUAAAGUAUCUGAGUUACAUAGUCAUAUAAGCAGCAGUCAUGUACAGCGAAAUGCAUCAGAUACAUCCUUGUUGUGGGCGGUCCGGGAGGACGAUGAGAUAAUAAAAGAAGACAGUGAAAGGGUAUCGAACAACGAAUUGGAUCUUUUUAGUGACAACACGUCAGAUCAGGUUGUAGAUCCGUCAGUAGUCCCGGGUAACCUUCGAAAUGCAAGGGCAAGGUCGGCUUAUCAAAUUAUGAAAGAGUAUUUAAGUCAAGGUUGUGUUGAAUCAACACAUGAAAACAGUGGCAAGAAAGUAGGAUCCCAAGAGAACAGUGGUGGAGGAGUUACACAUUUUCUUCAAGUUUCACAGAUCAAGGCAAAGAAAAAACCCACAAUAUCUACACCUUCAGAACAACAGAUAGACAAACAGAAAGAGAGAAUAAAUUCAACUGUGAUGGAUAACACAUCAAAACCAUCUAAUAUUUAUUCAAAAUCUCUUUACAGCAGGAAAUUGGGCCUUUUAUGCCCUGCUAUUGAAGAUUGUGUUCCUCUCUUCAAGGGUUUUCGCAUCCAGGGUAAAGUCAAAAGUGACCUCAGUAUAAAUAUAGCACCAUAUCCGCUGAAACCUUCUAAAGAUCACCUUUCACCUUACCAACCGAACUCUUCUGCUGCAAGAAUCAAAAACUACAAAAGGGCGGCCCACAGCUUUGAGCGAGUGGUUAGGAGAAAAGCUUUGCAGGGAGAUGAACAGACAACACUGAAAAAGGUUUAUCUCACAAAAAUACAGUCUGAUGAUCAAGAUAGAGCCAGCAAUGAUCAGUCUAGUUCUAAACCUGAUCAACAAUCAAGCUGUGAGAAUAGUUCAGUUUUGGCAGAGAGUAAGCCUGCAGAGGCCAAGCAUCGGAGACCUAAACCCGAAGCCAAAACUUCUCAGAGAGAAAGAACAAACAGUGAAGAAAGCAAACAAUCAAAAAUACAGUCUAAAGUGAUGAGGUACGAGAUGAAGAGGCAACAAAGAAGGGAGAUUUAUGCCUUGAACAAAGUGAUGACAGACCUGGAAAAUGAGCGAUUCAUCCUCUUCAUGCAGGAAGUGAACUCCAACACACCUGUCAUUUAG